CGCGGGGAGUUUGGAUCCUGCUUCGGCCCGCUCCGAACCUUCGUGAGAGGAUCAUGGCUACUAUUCCUCACAAUAAUCUACAGGAGCAACUGGAGCGUCACUCAGCCAGAAAACUUAAUAAUAAAUUAAGUCUUUCAAAACCAAAAUCUUCAGGUUUCACCUUUAAAAAGAAAACAUCUUCAGACAAUGAUGUAUCUGUAACUAGUGUGACAGUAGCAAAAACACCUGUGUUAAGUGAUAAAGAUGUUAAUGUUACCGAGGCUUUUUCCUUCAGUGAACCUCUUCCCUACCACACCCCAGAUCAGCAGACAAGGAUCAGUGACUUCUCUAAAAAUGCUCCAGCAGGAGAGCAAACCAGGAGACUUGGUUCAAAACCAUUGUUGCCAGGUUUGUUGCCAAUUCCGCAGGAAGUUUUAUGUAUUUCCCAAAACACACCAGUUAUAAAGAAACCCCGUGAUGAUGCUUUCAAGAAAUUAGAAUUUAGUUCUUCACCAGAUUCUUUCAGUGCUAUCAGUAUUUGGGACGAUAUGGAUGACUUUGAUACUUCUGGGACUUCAAAAGCAUUUGUUACACCAUCCAAAAAUCACUUUGUAAGAGUAAGCACUGCUCAGAAAUCAAGAAAAGCUAAGAGAAACUUUUUAAAAGCACAGCUUCAUAAAACAAAUACAGUAAAGGCUGAUUUGACGCCUUCUUCCUCUGAAAGCAAGCAAGUAGAUUUGACUAAGGAACAGAAAGAUGACGCAGAAUGGUUAAGUAGUGACGUGAUUUGCAUUGAUGAUGGCUCCAUUUCCGAAGUGCUUAUAAAUGAAGAUACUCAGAAAAAUCACUCUUUGAAAACUCACUUGGAAAAUGAAAGAGAUAAUAAUGAAAAGAAGAAAAAUUUGGAAGGAGCUGAAUUAGAUUCAACUGAGAAAGUUCCACAUAUUGAACUUGAUGAUGAUUAUGAUAUAGAUUUUGUUCCACCUUCUCCAGAAGAAGAAGUUAUUUCUGCCACUUCUUCCUCUUUAAACUGCUUUAGUAUGCUAAAGGACAUUGACACCUCUGACAGAAAGAAGGAUGUUCUUAACACAUCAAAAGAUCUUUUAUCAAAACCUGAGAAAAUGACUACACAGGAGUCUAAUCCAGAAACCAGGACAGACUGUGACGGUACAAAAAGUAUUUUAGACAUAUCACAUAUUUCACAAAGAUGUCCACCAGCAGCCUAUCAAGCUUGUGAAAGAGAGGUACUGUUUUCCACCUUCAAAACCAUAUCUACUGCUCAGAAUAAAAACUUCUUAAAGUCAAUUCAGGAUUACACUGACAAAUCGGCGCAAAAUCUAGCAUCCAGAAAUCUGAAACAUGAAUGUUUCCAAAGUCUUGAUUUUCCUCACACAAAAGAAAUGAUGAAGAUAUUUCAUAAAAAAUUUGGCCUGCAUAAUUUUAGAACUAAUCAGCUAGAGGCGAUCAAUGCUGCACUGCUUGGUGAAGACUGUUUUAUCCUAAUGCCCACUGGAGGUGGGAAAAGUUUGUGUUACCAGCUACCCGCCUGUGUUUCCCCUGGAGUCACUGUUGUCAUUUCUCCCUUGAGAUCACUAAUAGUAGAUCAAGUCCAAAAGCUGACUUCCUUGGAUAUUCCAGCUACAUAUCUGACAGGUGAUAAGACUGAUUCAGAAGCUACAAGUAUUUACCUCCAAUUAUCAAAAAAAGACCCAAUUAUAAAACUUCUGUAUGUUACUCCAGAGAAGGUCUGUGCAAGUAACAGGCUGAUUUCUACUCUGGAGAAUCUGUAUGAGAGGAAGCUCUUGGCACGUUUUGUUAUUGAUGAAGCACAUUGUGUCAGUCAGUGGGGACAUGAUUUUCGUCAAGAUUAUAAACGAAUGAAUAUGCUUCGCCAGAAGUUUCCUUCUGUUCCAGUGAUGGCUCUUACCGCCACAGCUAAUCCCAGGGUUCAGAAGGACAUCCUCACUCAGCUGAAGAUUCUCAGACCUCAGGUGUUUAGCAUGAGCUUUAACAGACAUAAUCUGAAAUACUAUGUAUUACCGAAAAAGCCUAAAAAGGUGGCAUUUGAUUGCUUAGAAUGGAUCAGAAAGCAUCACCCAUAUGACUCAGGGAUAAUUUACUGCCUGUCCAGGCGAGAAUGUGACACAAUGGCUGACACAUUGCAGAAGGACGGUCUUGCUGCUCUUGCUUAUCAUGCUGGCCUCAGUGAUUCUGCCAGAGAUGAAGUACAGCACAAGUGGAUUAAUCAGGAUGGCUGCCAGGUUAUCUGUGCAACAAUUGCAUUUGGAAUGGGGAUUGACAAACCUGACGUGCGAUUUGUGAUUCAUGCAUCUCUCCCUAAGUCCGUGGAGGGCUACUACCAAGAAUCUGGCAGAGCCGGCAGAGACGGAGAAACAUCUCACUGCCUUCUUUUCUAUACCUAUCAUGAUGUGACCAGACUGAAGAGACUCAUUAUGAUGGAAAAAGAUGGAAACCAUCAUACGAGAGAGACUCACUUUAAUAAUUUGUAUAGCAUGGUACAUUAUUGUGAAAAUAUAACGGAAUGCAGGAGAAUACAGCUUUUGGCCUACUUUGGUGAAAAUGGAUUUAAUCCUGAUUUUUGUAAGAAAUACCCAGAUGUUUCUUGCGAUAAUUGCUGUAAAACAAAGGAUUAUAAAAUAAGAGAUGUGACUGAUGAUGUGAAAAAUAUUGUAAGAUUUGUUCAAGAACAUAGUUCAUCACAAGGAAUGGGAAAUAAGCAUGUAGGUCCUUCUGGAAGAUUUACUAUGAAUAUGCUGGUUGACAUUUUCUUGGGGAGUAAGAGUGCAAAGAUUCAGUCGGGUAUAUUUGGAAAGGGAUCUGCUUAUUCACGACACAAUGCUGAAAGACUUUUUAAAAAGCUGAUACUUGACAAGAUUUUGGAUGAAGACUUAUACAUUAAUGCCAAUGACCAAGCAAUCGCUUAUGUGAUGCCUGGAAAUAAAGCCCGAACUGUACUAAAUGGGCAUUUGAAGGUAGACUUUAUGGAAACAGAAAAUUCUAGCAAUGUGAGAAAACAAAAAGCUUCAGUGACAAAAAUAUCUCAGAGGGAAGAGAUGGUUAAGAAAUGUCUUGGAGAACUUACAGAAGUCUGCAAAUCUCUGGGGAAAGUUUUUGGUGUCCAUUACUUCAAUAUUUUUAAUACUGUCACUCUCAAGAAGCUUGCAGAAUCUUUAUCUUCCGAUCCUGAGGUUUUGCUUCAAAUUGAUGGUGUGACUGAAGACAAACUGGAAAAAUAUGGUGCAGAAGUGAUUGCAAUAUUACAGAAAUACUCUGAGUGGACAUUGCCAGCCCAGGACGAUUCCCCACGGUUAUCUGUGUCCAGCAACAGAGGCUCCGGAAGAAAUGCCCUUGAGGAGCUUGAUGAGGAAACACCCGUCUCUUCUCACUACUUUGCAAAUAAAACCAGAAAUGAAAGAAAGAGGAAAAAUAUGCCAGCCUUCCGAAGAUCUAAGAGGAGAAAAACUGGUGGUUCUAAGGCAAAGGGGGGGUCCACCACAUGCAGAAAAAUGUCUUCUAAAACUAAAUCCUCCAGCAUAAUUGGAUCCAGUUCCUCUUUCAGUGAUUCUCAAGCAACACCAGGAGCCAGUAGAAGAUUGGGGAUUAUGGCUCCACCAAAGCCUAUAAAUAGACCGUUUCUUAAGCCUUCGUAUGCAUUUUCAUAACAACCAGAUCUCAGCAUACACAGAUCUUUCCUUCUUGUCAGCAUCUGACCAUCUGUGAAUGUAAAGCUGUUAGUCUUGCUAUACCCCUUGAAAUUUUUACUUGUAUCUAUUAAUAUUUAAAUAAAUGCAUGAGGGUGAUAGUUCUUAUUUUUAAAAUAAACAUUUUCUUUUGAAUAAGCGUGUUUUGAUGCCACUGCAAGUGUUGUGGCCGUUGUUUCUCAGAAUGUCUGAAGCAGCAGCUGAAUCAUCUCAGUGAGAGAAAUUCUAUGCAUAACAUGAGACCCAGAAGCCAAAGGAAAAGACACACAUGGGACACUGUGAAACUGUAAAACUUUUUGUGUAAGACAACAGGAACAAAAUUAAAAGAAAAAUGACAGAAAAUGUAUUAUGAAGGAUUAAUGUCUGUAAUAUACGGAGUAGACAAAUGAACAAAGGAUGUAAACAGGUGGUCUCAGAGGAAGAGACGCAGACGGCCCACACGGGCUGGCCGGUUAGCUCAGUUGGUUAGAGUGCAGCCUUGUAACAAAUGGCCCAGAAAUGUGUGGAAAAUGCUCGUUCUCUCUAAUUAAAAAUAGAAAUUGAAACCAUGA
Galeopterus variegatus (Sunda flying lemur) is the source of this 4252-nucleotide messenger RNA. RefSeq names its product Bloom syndrome, RecQ helicase-like (gene BLM). Gene Ontology annotation, molecular function: ATP binding; four-way junction helicase activity; 3'-5' DNA helicase activity. The coding region runs from base 54 to 3662 and encodes 1202 amino acids. Gene Ontology annotation, cellular component: cytoplasm; chromosome; nucleus. The record is from RefSeq and is a predicted model, not a curated record. Gene Ontology annotation, biological process: telomere maintenance; DNA replication; double-strand break repair via homologous recombination. The transcript has 23 exons. Lineage: Eukaryota; Metazoa; Chordata; Mammalia; Dermoptera; Cynocephalidae.